Messenger RNA from Penicillium paradoxum, 195 nucleotides. RefSeq lists its product as uncharacterized. The record is from RefSeq and is a predicted model, not a curated record. Bases 1 to 195 code for a protein of 64 amino acids. NCBI's taxonomy places the organism in Eukaryota, Fungi, Ascomycota, Eurotiomycetes, Eurotiales, Aspergillaceae. The transcript has a single exon.
AUGGAUACAUACCUCCCAGAAGAUGAUAAGAAUGAUGGCCCAGGACCGGAUGUAUCCAACCUGUUCCCCCCACCUGCAAAGCGAAUCAGCACCGGGCAACUGGGUCGCAAUGGCAUCAUAAUGGUUCCCAUCGCCAAUCGAUUUCAGUCUAGAUGCCGCCGAUCGCACACCGGACUGGAGAAGAUACCUAAUUGA